GCUCUCCCAGGCCACCCGGCUCAGCUCUGCCGGCUCAGGGGCGGCCCCUUCCGGAGGGCGGCCUCCAGGAGACUGCGCGGUCCUAGGAAGCCUCGGGAUGCCUUUACUCAGACCUGCUCUAGCUGGAGAACUCUCCACAGCACAGUUCUCUGAGAAAUACCUGUCCCGGAAAGGGAAGGAAAAACCGAAGGUGUAUCAAGGUGUCCGAGUGAAGAUGACAGUGAAAGAACUACUGCAACAAAGAAGGGCACACCAGGCCACCUCAGGGGCAACCCUGCCAGGAAGCAGUAAUAUCCACCUUCCAGACCCCAGCACGCCAUCGUCUGCAGGACUGUAUUUUGAACCCGAACCAAUGUCUUCCACACCCAGUUAUUUCCAACCCCGAGAAUUUUCCACCUGUGUCUCUUGUGAAGAAAGUCCAAGCUGCCUUGACCAGAUCUUUGAGUCCUACCUUCAAACAGAGACACUCCCAGGGCCUUUGCUCAACUCCACGCAAAGUGCUCCCCACUAUUUCCCAGACAGCUGUCAAAUGGCCCCUUUCUGCUAUAGCCAGAGCCUGACUCCAGGAUCGCCUUCAGAUUCCUCCAGCCUCUCUGGCUCCUUUGACUGCAGCUAUUCACCAGCUCAGCCACCUUCCUACACUCUGGAGAAUUACACUUCUCCUCCUCCUCUGGAUUCCCUAAACCACAGCCUCCCAGAAGAAGGCUACGCAUGCCACCACCAUUGGCCUUCCCACACCCAGUACAACCACUUCUCCCCGGCCACCCCCUCCGUCUGCUACUGUGCAUCCUGCGAAGCAGAGCAUUUGGAUGCCGUCAGAACCUCAGAGUUCUUCUCCUACUCCAACACAGACUAUGUGGACUUUGCCCCCUCGGCAGCCACCACCAGCGAUUUCUAUAAGAGGGAAACAAGCUGUGAUGCCUGCUACAGUUAGUAAAAGCCACACAGGAACGUGUUGUGGGUAUAUAUGUUUCUCUACUGCAUCUAGAUGACACUUAAACCUUCAACCCAUUCACAAAAUAUCCCACAUAUGGUUUACAUCUCACUGUUUUCAACCUCCUGAUACUAGUGUAGGAAUUGUUAUAAAGCCCUUAAGCCUGGUUUCCUACCAUUCUUGUUUUAUACACUCACUGCUAAAAUUUUUUAUAUGGAAUUUCCCAUGUGCCUUGCUUCUCAGUGUAACGAACAAACUCUUUUGUAAACUAAUAAAUAACUUUGUAUAACA
This is a messenger RNA of Cricetulus griseus (Chinese hamster), 1225 nucleotides long. The record is from RefSeq and is a predicted model, not a curated record. Lineage: Eukaryota; Metazoa; Chordata; Mammalia; Rodentia; Cricetidae.